AUGUCGGCGUCGAAGCCAGAACAAUCCGGGGCGAUUCCACGUCCGGCACCGCGAUCGCCAUCACCGAUGAAAUCACCUGUACCGGAAAGAAGGCAAAAUGGUUUGAGUCGGCUUCCGCAAGAUGCUUAUCGUGAACCUGUAGUAAAGAACACGAUAAUCAAUUCUGAACAUCCAAAUCCACGUAAAUUUCGUAUUCCGGAAAAAAACCUCGUAAAAGAAAUUCAACAGAAGGAGCAAGAAGCGUUGCGGAAAAUUAAUGAACGUCUCAAGAAUCUACCUCCACCAGUCGAUCAGGUUCGAAUUUAUUUACCGAAGAAACCUGCAAAAAGUCCAGAGCCAGUAUUUGCCACGACAGCGCCACCGUCUUAUGUCUAUGCUCGUCCGCAUAGUCACACCGGAGUUGAGAGCGAAUAUCCUCGGAGCGAGUGGAUCCAUGAGGGUGAACUUGAUCACAUAGAUCGUUCUCGCAGUCCCACAAAUUCACUACCGGUGAGUCCUCAAUACGAAGCUGAGACAGGGAAUAAUAAUCAAAAACCGGCUGUGCGCUAUCAAAAACAGCCAUGGAAACUCACAAUAAGAAAAGAGAUGUUUCAUCCACAGGAAAAAUUGGAUGACAUGCACGUAAUCAAUCAAGUAUUCGCUCAAAUUAUCUCCGACUGCCGUAAAGGUAUUGCCUACCGUAUUCGAGCUUACGAAAGAGAUGAUGUUGUUAGUAUUCUGAAGGCUAACAACAUUCCUCCCGAACUUUUAAGCAAGCAGUCUGAGAUUCCUGUCGAUGUAAAAGUCGCUGUUAUCACAGCAGCUCGUAAAUGGCCGCUUUACUUCACACAGGUUUACGAGGUCAUAGAGGAACGCGCCAAUGAAUCAGUGUCAGUACUGCUUUCGAUUGGUGAACAUGGCAUACGAUUGUUGCUCCAUACACCGUUAGACAAAGAGAAUCCUCUGAAAGCGCAGGAUCAUUUGAAUUUUUCCGAUUUAUCGGACAUCACACUGGAAAACGAUGAAGUCAUCUGUUUGCAUACCCGAAAUGGGAUCAGUAUUCGAUUGCGAACUAAAAUGGCACCGCAGAUCAAAUCGCAAAUUGAUAAGUGCAUUCACGGACAAGUUCAGCGAAAGAAGUUCGUUCGUGCCACAGCUGAUUAUGUCACCAAACAGCCAAAUCUUUUGUCGUUCAAGAAAGGAGAUACGAUUGAACUGGUACCACUACCAACCGGUGAGAUGGUUCCGUCUGGGUCGUGGCUGUACGGGAAAAUUGGCAACCGUUACGGAAGUCUUCCAGCGCAAUAUGUGAUCCCACUCGACGAGCACAAUCGCGAAGUCGAGGAUUCGCCACCGACGCUACCGUUGGUGUACGAUGACGUUAUGGAUGAUGCAGGUCAUCCAAACGGCUUCAAAUACACCAUGUUAGAAUUUGCAGUGAAUCACUUCCGUGGACCAAAAGGAUUCGACAAUACGCUCAAGAAGAACAGUAUGUUGUCUUCCAUCUUCAUAGACCCUGAAGGGAAAGAGUGGACGUGGCAGGACGUUGCUCAUAAGAUCAAGUUCACAGACAAACCGAUCUCACAUUCGUUGAUUCGAUUUGACUCCAGCGAGCUGGACAAACUGGCCUGUGAGACUUUCAUGUGUAUCAUGCGUUAUAUGGGAGAUGAACCGAUUCGACGUGGUGAAACGAUAACAGACGCUGUAUACCGUUUGUUACUAAUCUGCCACAAAAAUCCUGCACUACGAGACGAAGUAUACUGCCAAAUCAUUCGCCAGACUACUAACAACAAAUCCAGCAAACCUGACAGCUCGAUUCGAGGCUGGCGUUUGUUUUCGAUACUUACUGCUUACUUCGAGUGUUCUCUAGCUCUACGACCGUACCUGAUCAACUAUUUAGCUGAGAACGCUGACGACCACAGAAGAGCUUAUCACGGGACUGCCCAAUUAUGCUUACAAAACCUGAACCAGACGAUGCGCUAUGGUGGUCGAAAAUACUUGCUGAGCGGUAUGGAAGUCGAAGAGAUCACAAAUGGCAAGAUUCUGAAGCGCCAAGCCUACACUCUUCCAGGUGGUAAUAAGAAAGUUGUGAACACAAAAAGUAUCACUGUUGUCGAAGAAGCUAUAAGGGAGUUAUGCUUGGAGCUCAACAUUCGUAGUCCAUCUGAGCAACAGGAAUUUUGCCUCUGCUAUGUGCUCGAGAAAGAAAAUCGAGUCGAAUAUUGCGCGAAUGAUGAUUACAUAUUGGAUAUCUGUACCGAACUGGAGCAUAAACGUAUGCAAUUCCACUUUUUGUUGAAGCGGUGCACAUGGGUGCAUCCGCUGCGACUUGAUCACCCUGUGUACAUUGAUGUGAUGUUCUUCCAGGUUGUUCCUGACUACCUGCAAGGUCAAUUCCUCACGAGGCAAGCCAGUGGACACAUGAGCGCGUCAGUGUGUGACGAUGUCACCAAACUUGCAGCUUACCUUCACAUGGCUGCCAACGAAGGGCAGCUAGCUGCUGUGACGCCAAGGACAGUCCAGUCAAUAGUUCCGACGCCAGUGCUGGAGUACCCAUCCCAAUCAGCAGAUUCGUGGGCGACUAGGAUUAAUCGUCAAUUACGAUCCAUGAAUCCAAAUACUACUGCAACACAAGCUAGGGCGGCAUUCUUAGAAAUACUGUCUGCUUGGCCACUGUUUGGUAGUACAAUAUUCCGGGUGGACGCCGCAUCGUUUGAUGGACGAGCACUGCCUCCGAUUGAGCUGGCCGUUGGCAAAACAGGAGUGAAGCUGCUCGAGCCACGAAGUCGUGACGUAAUCGAACACUGGCCGUAUGAUAAGAUAGUCUCCGCGACAACUGGAAAUCGUGAUACAAUCGUCGAGAUGGUGGUUGGUACGCCCUCAUCGAACCGUACUUAUGAAUUCCGCACGAACGAGAGCACAGCGAUAACUCGACUCGUUGGACAGUACACGUUCAUUGUGAAUGAAAAUCGUGGAUUAUUAAACGAAUGA
This is a messenger RNA of Ostertagia ostertagi, 2970 nucleotides long. NCBI's taxonomy places the organism in Eukaryota, Metazoa, Nematoda, Chromadorea, Rhabditida, Trichostrongylidae. The record is from the annotation of a GenBank genome assembly.